GCGUUGAAUUUUUGAACCGAGCAGACGUGUGUCGCGGACGCUUUGAGUAAAAACGCGGUCUACGUACAGUGCAACCAUUUUGCUUAUAUAUCUAUCAGUGUAUAUGUGUGUAUGUGUAUAUGCCAAAGCAAAAUAAAAUUGCAAAAACAACAAUAACAAAAUCAACAGCAAAAAUAUAUUGUACAAGUUUGUGAAAACUUCUAGUGUUUGUGCUUUUCAGCAGCAACAACAACAACCACAACAUCAUCGACAACGCCGUCGCGGUGAAUUUUUUUAACAGCGCGCCGCCUGCUGUUUUAUACGAUUGUGUGUGUUUGAGAGAGUGAGCGUGUUUGUGUGUGUGUGUACGCGUUAGUGUGAAUGCGCUGUCUGUGUUUGUUUCUGCCUGACAAUUUGCCGCUAAACACAAAAGCAGCUGAAGGCAGCAAAAGAAGCAGACAGAAAACCAGCUGACGACGACAAAACGAAACACACACAUAGUAAAACAAAGUCAACGAUCGAUUUCGCGUGUGUAAAUGUGUGUGUUGUGCGAGAAGACCGAAGUAAAACAAAAGCAUUGAACAAACACUAAGCAAAAUAAAUAAUUUGCAAAACCAAAGCAGAGCACAGAAGAGAGUGGAAGUGAAAAAACAAAAACACGUGUCCUGUUUUUAAAAAAAAAAAAAAGGAAUUUAAAAUUGGAAAUUGAGUGCGCGCAAUUUGCGACAACAACAACAAACACACACAAUAUAUAUAAAAAAUGUCUUCUUUAUCGCUGCCCAUCAAAACGGAGGAAGUGAUUUUGGAAAACGCCGAAUACAACAGCGCCGAGGAAUUGGAUGAAGAGUUACAAUUACAACUGGAAGAUUCAGGCGGAGAAAAUACCUAUCACAUUGAGUAUACCACCGAGCCGUCGCAUCAGGUUACAACAAGCUCGCAGCGUCGUCAAUCGAAUAUGAGCGGAUCGAAUACAACAAAAGGCGGAGGGCAGGACGGCGGAGGAGAUAUAUUAGGGGAUGGGGGUAGCUCGCCGAACGGUAAACCCAUUCUAGACACCGAAAAGCGUAUGAGACGUGAAAUCGCCAAUAGCAAUGAGCGUCGACGCAUGCAGAGCAUCAAUGCCGGUUUUCAGAGUUUACGUUCUCUCUUGCCGCGACACGAGGGCGAAAAGUUGAGCAAGGCGGCUAUACUGCAACAGACGUUUCAAUAUAUUGUGGAUCUGGAGAAUCAGAAGACACAGAUGCUGACACAGAAUAGCGAACUGAAGCGUCAAGUGGGCGAACAUGGGGCAAAUGGAGGUGACAACAACAGCAAUGUCAACGAAUCGAGCAACAACAACAACAGUGGCAACAACAACAACAGCGGUACAAGUGCUGUGGCAAUUAAGAAGCGCAAGUUGACGGACAACGUCAUCAAUAUGCAAACGAUCAGCGACAGCUCCGACGAAGGUCUGGGCUCAAUGUCCCCCGAACCGAUGACCCUGUUGUCGGGCGGCCAAGGGGGCGUGGCAGCGACAGCGGCCGCAGUCACAAAAUUGAGCAAUGCGAGCAUUAUUGCCGCCAAGGAGAUGCUUGAGAUGAAGAAGCAGCUGGAGAAGGAACGCAGUCUGAGGCGUUUACUUGAGGAUGAGCUGCAAAUGAUUAAGCGACAACUCUACAGUGUUGCCACAGCGCCACCCGGUACCGCUGUCGCAGCAGCGGCAAACAGCGGCAACAGCGCCUACAUUCCACGCGAGGUUAUCGAGCACACGGACAACUUUGUGCGUGCCGAGGAGCUGGAGGAUUUGGGUGGCACCGUCUCCUAUGUGGAAAUCGACGAGAUGACCGGACAACAGCAGGUGGUUGUCUGUUCCAGCAUUGAGGAACUGGAAUCGGAUGCAGCAGCGGAGAUAAUAACCGAGGAUCAGGUGCAUGAGGAGGUUAUACUAUCGUCGAAUAGCUCGACAGAAUCGGAGAAUGAGGUGAAUGUGAAUGCGAUUGCCAAAGCCUAUGCCGAGGGCAUGAGCACGCCCAUAUUGCAGGCGGCAAUUAAGGCCACGCCCAAAGUUGAGGUGGAGCGGAUCAAUGAGAAAAUUGUCAAGGUCAAGACGGAGAAACUGGAUCAGCCUACGAUGAUUAGCAGUGGCACGGCGGUAUUUACACGUUCCCGCCAAAAUCUCGAAACAAUUGUGGAGGCCAUACGCCAUCUGGAGGGUGAUCAUCUGUUUGCGGAUGGCGAUCAGCAGCACAAACUGCAGCAGCAUUACCAACAACAGCAACACCAUCAGCAGCAGCAGCACCACCACCACCAGCAACAACAACAGCACCAGCAGCAGCAGCAUCAUCAACAGCAGUCGCAUCAUCAAUUGAUAGCCACGAAUCAUGCAGGCGGAGGAGGAGGUGGGGUACAUCGAUUGGCACAGGAUGCACCAUUGGCAUUGACAACGGGUAAACAGCAUGCGGCACUCGCCGAACUGCGUCCAUUUCUGCAGCUGAAGGGCAACAAGCAGGUGAUUAUAACGGCCAAGGCGGCCAAGGAUAUGGGCAGCUGCAGUGCGACCGUUACGCCCACAGCCAUUUUCAAAGUGCAGACAAGCAAUGCGACGUCGUCAUCCGGUGGCACGAGUCAUCAUUUGAGCAGCGGCAGUCAUCCAGUUACCAUAACAACAUCUCUCAAGCAAUGUCGUCCCGGUGUCAUUGUUGCCAAACAGCUGCCGUCAUCCUGAUUGCCCACCAGCAUCAGCAGCAACAACAACAGCAGCAGCGCCUCCUCUCUACUCAUUGAAACAGCAACAACACGAGCUAGUAUUAAAGGCGUUCGUAAUAACAUUACAGUAACAGCAGCAGCAGCAGUAGCAACAGCAGCAACUCCUAAUCCUUUAACUAACAAGCGACGAACCAAUGUUAAGCAACAACAUUGCGCUAACAGAGCUGUUAGGCGACGCUGAGCGAGCUCUCUUUAACAGAGAUCGUGCUGACUGUUAAAAAUAAAAGCUGCUCGAACUGUUACCAAAAUAAAAAUGGCAAUUGUAUAAAAUGCGUUAGCAACUUUGUGCAGUUAACUACUAAAAUUUGAAUGAAUUUUCUAUUUUGUUUACCAAAAAAAAAAAAAAUACAGUUUCAGCACAUUUUCCAUUUUUUGCAAAAACAAAACAACAGAAGUCAUAGCCACUGUAAUUAAUAAUGCAAAACAUAAACAAAACAAAAGAAAAGAAAUGAGAAGCAAA
Messenger RNA from Drosophila innubila, 3184 nucleotides. RefSeq names its product probable E3 ubiquitin-protein ligase bre1 (gene crp). Gene Ontology annotation, biological process: regulation of transcription by RNA polymerase II. The transcript has 3 exons. The record is from RefSeq and is a predicted model, not a curated record. Bases 740 to 2683 code for a protein of 647 amino acids. NCBI's taxonomy places the organism in Eukaryota, Metazoa, Arthropoda, Insecta, Diptera, Drosophilidae. Gene Ontology annotation, cellular component: nucleus. Gene Ontology annotation, molecular function: protein dimerization activity; RNA polymerase II cis-regulatory region sequence-specific DNA binding; DNA-binding transcription factor activity, RNA polymerase II-specific.